GCGAAAAGGUACCUUGACACAAACAGAUAAGGAGGAACUUGGCCACAACCAAAAUAGAGACGAAUUUUAAAGUAGAGUAUUUGGAAAAGAAAGGGGAAAGGAGACAUCAUAAUGUCUCAAGUGAUUCAGUAUUCUGAAGCGGAUUUGCUGUAUCUGUCUAAAUCGCCGCUUAUAAAAAAACCAGAAAAUUUACCAGAAUGGAUACUUCCAGAGGCUAUGAAAGCGGAUCGUGAGCGACAUAUUCGUCAGGAGAAGGAAAUGAAAAGUAAACAUGAUGAUGAGGGAAGACAAAUGCAAGCAGAACGAAAAUUUGCCAAAUCAAAACACGAAGAUAUCAUCCUUGGGCCUCCAAAACUCAGUUUUGCAAGCAGCAAUGAAAAUGGCCGCUCUAUCGGUCGUCAUGAUGAUUUAUUAUCUUUAGGAAACGUUUAUAGUGGAUCUACAUCAGUGCGCCAUCGAAAUGGAAUGGGAGGGCCUGCAUCAAAAAAUGGUGCUUUAAACAAUAUCGGGUCGACGUCAUCGGCUUGGACAAGUCUAAACAAGCAUGGUCGUAAAAAGGAUUUUGAUCGUCGAGACGAUAAUGAAGGUUUAGAGCGGUUAACGAAACAAAGAGCCAGUGCUAGUGCUGCAAGUCCUUUGAUCCCCAAUUCCACUGAAGAAUUUGAAGCAUGGAAGCGUAUGAUGAAAGCUUCAACGAAUUCAGUUGAGUCUCCAAUCACUUCGGGAAUGCCAGCUGUUGCCCACGUGGCAUCACAAAAGCCUGUUCCUUCCCUUUCGAGGGCUGCUUCUGGUUCAGGAUCUUCGCUUUCCGCUCGUGGAAAUGUUAGCGUUGACUCUCUUUUUGGAAAGCGCUCGGCUGCCCCGUCUGUUGCUACCGUCGCACCUCCCGUUGGAACUCCUGGUGGUACGCCCCCGCGGUUUGCCUCUCCUGCUCUUGGAUUGGAAACAGCAGCUCAUGUUGCUCCUCCUACUACUUCAUCAAGAUUCAGCAAAUUCUUCAAUGGACUGAGUGGUCCGGAAGUAUCAAAACAACCGACGCCAUCAGCAUCCCACACGGCUUCUCCGAAGGUUAAUAAUGCUCCUGCUGUUCCUUCUGCUGCCCUUGAUAAAGAUGCAGAGGGGUUCCAACGUGUCCUUGCAAUGCUAGGACGUCAAACACCUAGUGCAUCUGCCUCUCCUAGAGUUCCCGUGACUCAGCCAUCUGCUACUCCUAUUCCUCCUGGUGCUAAUAAUGCUAAUCCAGUUGCCAUGUCUACAAUGUCUUCUCUUGCUUCUCCUACUGCUUCCGUUGCUCCUCCUCCGGGAUUGGGCGGUCAUGCUCUUUCUAAUGAAGAUGCUUCGUUUUUCCGUUCUCUUAUUCAUUCUGAUACCAGGCCCAUUCCUCCACCACCGGGAUUCUCCACAAAUGCUAUGAGUUCUAUGAAUUCCCCUGACGAAUUUGUCUCCAAUCCUCCUGGUUUUUACAAUCACUAUCCAGUGGGACCCGCAGCACCUAUAAACUCUGUACCAGCCCCCGCUCCUCCUCCUGGUUUUGGGUUUCAACAGCCUCCACUUCCAUAUUCACCAGGAUUUUCUCCUAACAUGUAUGGUCAAUCACGUAUGUCAGGCCAUCCUCUCCCUGACCUUUCAAGAACUUCUCACUGAACCUUUGCUUUUUAAGACAAAGAAAGUUUGUAAGAGUUAGAUAGUAAUGAAGUCGCAAAGAAAGGUUUUAUAUGGAUAUUAUGAAGGUAUUUUAGGGAAUUAUUAAAGCAAUGAAAUCUGCACAUGUCUUGAAGUAUGAUAAUAUCUAGUAGAGAACUACUGGUUUCCUUAAUAAGUGGUUGGUAUAUCUGUUUUCACCAAAGGAUUACUUAUUUGCAGAGAUAAACAAAUAAAUGUAGAAUAAUUUAAUGUUAUUGAAGCGUACUUGAG
This is a messenger RNA of Schizosaccharomyces cryophilus OY26, 1914 nucleotides long. RefSeq lists its product as uncharacterized. The record is from RefSeq and is a predicted model, not a curated record. Bases 112 to 1644 code for a protein of 510 amino acids. The transcript has 4 exons. NCBI's taxonomy places the organism in Eukaryota, Fungi, Ascomycota, Schizosaccharomycetes, Schizosaccharomycetales, Schizosaccharomycetaceae.